Molecule: messenger RNA, 2173 nt
Organism: Scophthalmus maximus (turbot)
Lineage: Eukaryota; Metazoa; Chordata; Actinopteri; Pleuronectiformes; Scophthalmidae
Gene: acadl
Product: acyl-CoA dehydrogenase long chain
Exons: 11
Coding region: 74-1627 (517 amino acids)
Biological process (GO): fatty acid beta-oxidation using acyl-CoA dehydrogenase; long-chain fatty acid catabolic process; carnitine metabolic process, CoA-linked
Cellular component (GO): mitochondrion
Molecular function (GO): long-chain fatty acyl-CoA dehydrogenase activity; flavin adenine dinucleotide binding
Source: RefSeq, a predicted model, not a curated record
CUGAAGUUUCACUAAAUCUUUCUACUCCUUCACCAACGUGUAUUUCAGUUGUGUUGCUUGAGUUUUAUUUUAAAUGUGCGACAUAGGGAAUCUCGUUCAUUCAAGGUGGAGGCAAAGAGGAACGUGUCCGCACGACCUCACCGCCUGUGUCGCUUAUUCCCCUUGUACGCACUUUCUGAAGUUUGUUUUCUUAUUGAUGGAGCGGCUCGCCCAAACCGGAAGUUGUGAAAGUGAUCUCUCUUUUGGCCACUGUUCUUUAUCCGGCUUCCUGUGCGUCGUGUUCGCUGCUUCUCCUGAGAUGUCCGUUACACAGAGAUUGAAAUGCGGUCUCCUGGGGCUGAGAGGUGUCUUCGGACGGGGGCAGGUGCUGCCUGCUGCCACUGCGAGACUACAGCACAGCAAUGCCGAGCAGUCCGGUCAGUCUGCCCCCACGAACCGCCCGGAGACGUCCAGCGCCAAGACGAUGAUGGACAUUGGGACCCGCCGGAUCUUCGGCGAGGAGCAUGACCUCUUCAGACAGAACGUCCGGCGCUUCUUUCAAGAGGAGGUGGUUCCACACCACAAGGAGUGGGAGAAAGCAGGUCAGGUAAGCAGGGAGGUGUGGGAGAAGGCCGGUGAGCAAGGGCUGCUGGGAAUAUUGAUUCCGGAGGAGCAUGGUGGCAUUGGAGGAGACCUGUUUUCUGCGACGGUCAUGUUGGAGGAGCAAAUGUACUGCAACUGCUCAGGGCCGGGUUUCACCCUGCACUCUGACAUCGUCAUGCCCUACAUCGCCAACUAUGGCAGCAAGGAGCAGAUCGAACGCUUCAUCCCCGAGAUGUCCGCCGGGAAAUGCAUAGCCGCCAUCGCAAUGACGGAGCCAGGAGCAGGCAGCGAUCUCCAAGGUGUGAGGACGUACGCCAAGCGGGACGGCAGCGACUGGAUCCUCAACGGCAACAAGGUGUUCAUCACCAACGGGUGGAUGUGUGACGCGGUGGUGGUGGUGACCGUCACCGACUGCGAGGCGAGGGCGGCGGCGCACGGCAUCAGUCUUUUCCUGGUGGAGGACGGCAUGAAGGGCUUCCAGAAGGGACGCAAGCUGGAGAAGAUCGGCCUGAAGGCCCAGGACACGGCCGAGCUGUUUUUCGAAGACGUGCGGCUCCCGGCUGACGCCCUCCUGGGUGAACUCAACAAGGGUUUCUACUACCUGAUGAACGAGCUGCCUCAGGAGCGUCUGCUGGUUGCUGUCAUUGCCCUUGCAAGCUGCGAAUUCAUGUUUGAGGAGACCAGGAACUACGUGUUGCAGAGGAAGGCUUUCGGCAAGUCACUCGCUCACCUCCAGACUGUGCAGCACAAGCUUGCAGAGCUGAAAACCGAGAUCUGCGUGGGCCGGGCCUUUGUCGAUAACUGCCUUCAGCUACACGCUGAGAAACGCCUGGAUGCCUCCACGGCUUCCAUGGCCAAGUUUUGGGCAUCUGACCUCCAGAACAAGGUUGCCACUCAGUGCCUGCAGCUCCAUGGAGGCUGGGGCUACAUGUGGGAAUACCCCAUUGCCAAGGCAUUCGUGGAUUCGCGUGUUCAGUCCAUUUAUGGAGGCACCAAUGAGAUCAUGAAAGAGCUCAUUGCCCGCAAAAUUGUCAGCCAGAAGUGAGACAAGUGAGACGUUGUCACUGGGGAAAGUGAGGUGGUUCAGUGAGAUAUUUGGGGUUUUUUUGUCGACCACACUUUGUCAGAUUGAGGUUUGAAAUAAACUCAACAGAGUCGUUUAUUUGGAAGAAGAAAUAACUUUUUUCCUCUUGCAAAUGAGACAUGUUAAAGCACAUUAUGAUGGGAUGUAUUGUUACAUCCUUUCUAUUUGUACUGAGAUAAAUUCCACUACCAUAGCUGUAUGGUAAUUUUUAAAAAAAGUUUUUAUUUGUUGCCAGUAAAAUGCAGUUCAACUAAUUUCCUAUACGUUCAGGGGUUGUGCAGCUACAGCUGUACCUAGUCUGGCAUUGCCAGUAGCUUAUGGUGGCCAUAGUGAUAUAAAGCUAUUAGCAAACUCUUUUGCUGUGUAACUAAAAUUUCUGAUUUAGUUCAAAUGUUAGUUCAUAUGUUAAACUAAAUACAAUUUAAGUCAAAAUUUUCAUUUGCACAUCCAGCAGUUAUGGAGUGAUUGUCAAGGUGGAGGCUAGAAAAUAAAUGCUGAAAUUCGGAA